Molecule: messenger RNA, 405 nt
Organism: Dromaius novaehollandiae (emu)
Lineage: Eukaryota; Metazoa; Chordata; Aves; Casuariiformes; Dromaiidae
Gene: TMEM100
Product: transmembrane protein 100
Exons: 1
Coding region: 1-405 (134 amino acids)
Biological process (GO): cellular response to BMP stimulus
Cellular component (GO): plasma membrane
Source: RefSeq, a predicted model, not a curated record
AUGACAAACGAACCUAUUAAAGAGAUCCUGGGAGCGCCGAAGCAUCCUGAUCCCGUAACCUCUGAGAAGAGCAAUAACAAUGACUGUGUGAUAACCACCAUCCCCCUGGUCAGUGAAUGCCAGCUGACGGCAGCGACGGGGGGAGCAGAGCUCUCCUGCUACCGCUGCACCAUCCCCUUUGGCGUGGUCAUCCUCAUAGCUGGCGUCGUGGUUACUGCUGUGGCAUACAGCUUCAAUUCCCAUGGAUCGAUCAUCUCGGUGUUUGGAUUGGUCCUCUUGUCAUCGGGACUCCUUUUGCUGGCUUCUAGCGCGGUGUGCUGGAAAAUUAGGCAGCAAAAUAAGAAAGCGAAGAGGCGGGAGAGUCAGACAGCACUUGUGGCACAUCAGCGAACCUUGUUCGGGUAA